Lycium barbarum (goji berry) is the source of this 666-nucleotide messenger RNA. RefSeq lists its product as uncharacterized. The coding region runs from base 1 to 666 and encodes 221 amino acids. NCBI's taxonomy places the organism in Eukaryota, Viridiplantae, Streptophyta, Magnoliopsida, Solanales, Solanaceae. The transcript has 2 exons. The record is from RefSeq and is a predicted model, not a curated record.
AUGCUUGAGCUUGAGGAAGAUAGCCAUGCCGAGGACGCCAUUCAUGACUCCGACUCGAAUGUUGCCCUUGUUUCCCGCAAUGUUACUCCUCAGAAUUUCUCAGGAAAUGGACAGCCCAAUAACUCUGCAAAUAACUUCAACAAUCGUGGGAAUUCGCAGAAUCGUGGAAAGGAAAAUAACCGCGGUCGCAGCGGCGGCAACCUCAACAACCGCGGUGGCAGCAGCAAUGGACAAAGCAGCGGCGGGGGCAGCAGCACCAAUGCACAGGCAUACCAGCCCGCCGCGUCACAACAGCAGGGACCCACUGCCCCGUCGUGGUAUUUUCCACCGUGGGCAGCUUGGGGGCAACAGCCGUGGGCUACUCCACCGUGCCCGUACCCCACGGCUGGGUGGCAGCAGUCGCAUCCAGCUCCUUCGCAGCAGGGAGUUCUUGGUCCUCGUCCUCCACAGUCGUUCUACUCGUCAGCCUCGUCAUCACAUGGUGGGUAUGCGCCCACAGAUAUUGAUCAAGCUAUGCACACAAUGUCUUUGAAUCCGCCCGAUGACAAGAAUUGGUACAUGGACACCGGAGCCACAUCUCAUAUGACCAACUCCCAAGGUCAUCCAGGGAAUGUUAUUCUUAGUUCUUUACGUAGUAGUAAUUUGAUUGAAUGUAAUAAGGCUUGA